Molecule: messenger RNA, 1041 nt
Organism: Belonocnema kinseyi
Lineage: Eukaryota; Metazoa; Arthropoda; Insecta; Hymenoptera; Cynipidae
Product: MKI67 FHA domain-interacting nucleolar phosphoprotein
Exons: 5
Coding region: 103-843 (246 amino acids)
Biological process (GO): maturation of LSU-rRNA from tricistronic rRNA transcript (SSU-rRNA, 5.8S rRNA, LSU-rRNA)
Cellular component (GO): nucleolus
Molecular function (GO): RNA binding
Source: RefSeq, a predicted model, not a curated record
CCAAAGCUUUCCUUGUAUAUUUCGGUUGCCCACGUUGUGUCAAGUUCCCGAAAGGUUUUGUUUUUUUCAUAUAAAAUAGUCGUUUAACAAAUUUCAACAAAGAUGAAGGCAAAGAGGAUUAGACCGGAAUCGAAUUCGAGUCUUAAGAAAGCAGUACAAAAUGUCCAAGAUAUAUUAAAGAAAGAUGACAAGAAACCCAAGAAAUCACAGGAAAAGUCGGAAAAGCAACCGACUGCAACUGGUAAAUUGCCAGAAGGUGAAUUAAAAUAUACUACCACAACCGGCGUAGUUUACCUUAGCCACAUUCCUCAUGGAUUUUAUGAGGAACAAAUGAAAGAAUAUUUCACUCAAUUUGGAAAAGUCAAUCGGGUCAGGCAUGUUAGAUCAAAAAGGUCUGGAAGAAGUCGAGGAUACGGUUACAUAGAAUUCGAAUUCCCAGAAGUCGCCAAAGUGGCCGCAGAAACAAUGAAUAAUUAUCUAAUGUGCGGUAGAUUACUAAAAGCGGCCUAUAUUCCACCAGAGAAACAACAUUUCGGUUACUUUUUUGGAAAGGAUUGGUCUCCAAGCUAUUAUCCCAAUCUGGAGAAUAGAAAGAAGGAAAUUCGACUAAACCACGCAACUAUCAGCAAGAACAAACACAAGAAAACUGUCAAAAAGUCACUUAAAAAACUGUCUGCUCUCGAGCAAAAACUUAAAGCCAAGGGAAUAAAUCUAAAGUUUGAACCUGUCGAUCUUCCAGCAAAGUUGUUACGAUCCCAGUGGCUUCUCCUGAGAGACUUUUGUUCUUUUCCACUUCAUCCGCCUGUUUUGGAACCAGACUUUUACCUGCAAAAAAAAACAUAAUUAAAGAUUAAAAAUUUUAAUUGAGGUGUCUGCCAUACCGGGAAAUCGGAAAUUUAAUUCAGCGAUCGAGAUUUUUUUAUUCGAUUUUCUAAAUUGAAUAUUUAAAGAAUUUAAAUGUUUUCGUACUUUUAGUUUGUUUAAAAAAUAUGAAAUCUCUAAUUGCGAUUCGAAAUAGGAGAUUUUGUAAGAGAUGUUUAU